Dufourea novaeangliae is the source of this 885-nucleotide messenger RNA. RefSeq names its product FAD-linked sulfhydryl oxidase ALR (gene Alr). Gene Ontology annotation, cellular component: mitochondrion. Gene Ontology annotation, molecular function: flavin-dependent sulfhydryl oxidase activity; flavin adenine dinucleotide binding. The transcript is spliced from 3 exons. The record is from RefSeq and is a predicted model, not a curated record. NCBI's taxonomy places the organism in Eukaryota, Metazoa, Arthropoda, Insecta, Hymenoptera, Halictidae. Bases 192 to 671 code for a protein of 159 amino acids.
AAGAUCAACUUUACCGACAACCGUAUCAUUUGCGGUCAGUCAAAACUGCACUUGACAUUUGUCACCCGCUGACUACACUCGGGUCAGGUAUAUUGCAAUUUCAACGGACAGGUUAUUGACCACGUGAGAAUAUUAUUCACCAAAACGAUUUUUUGAACGUUUUUACGGAUGUACUCGGUGAUUUUUACGAAAUGUCUCAUGAGAAACCCUGUCGCGCGUGCACAGACUUCAAAACCUGGGCAAAGAUUCAGAAAAAGACAUUUGAAUCUGAGAAGGAAUCUGAGAAAAAGCAGGAGAAAGAUCAACCUAUAAAUAAUAAGGGGAAACGUGAUGAGUGUCCUUUGGACAAGGAUGAAUUAGGUUCUAAAACAUGGUCACUGUUACAUACCAUGGCAGCAUAUUAUCCUGACCAUCCAAGUGAAGCACAAAAGUCAGAUAUGAAACAGUUCUUUUACAAAUUUUCCAAAUUUUAUCCCUGUUAUGUAUGUGCAGAAGAUUUACAAGAACAGUUAAAACAGUCCCCACCACAGACUGAGUCACAGUACAUUUUGAGCCAUUGGCUUUGUGACAUUCACAAUGAAGUAAACAAGAAGCUUGGCAAACCAAAAUUCGACUGUAAUCUUGUCAAUCAAAGAUGGAGAGAUGGCUGGCUUGAUGGUUCUUGUGAUUAAUAAUGAUUUAUGAUCACCCGUGGCUUUAAAUAUUUAAAAGAGACCUACAUGUGAUAUAAAAUAUUAGUAAGUUGAUUGUCAUAAAUACUUUUCUAAUACGAGGAAUAGUUGUAUAUAUCAGAGUUGCGAGCAAAUUCAUAUUUAUCUUUACAGUCUAUAAGGAAACAUUAAUAAAAAUAGAAUUAUUAUAUUAGCAUGGUUACAUUGAUUAUCA